UCAUAAGCGUUUCAGACCCGCCAAACCUGCCGGCAAAAUGUUGACUGAAGACGCCAGGCAAGAUGUGGAGACCUUCUUCAAGCUCCACGAGGAGAGAGUCCGGAUCUACAAGAAGCUCGAGAGCGGGCACCGUGACCUGCUGGCGGCCCCGGCUGACCAGGGAGAGACCUCUGACGGCACGACGCCGGCCACCACCGACCCGUUCCCGGCGUACCGUGCUGCCGUCGCUGAGGCCACAGAUGGCUUCUCUUCAGUCAGUCAGCGCGUCCUGGCGCUCCUGGCGCGCAUGCGCAACCAGCCGACGGCCCAAGAAUGUACGGACGCUGUGGAACGGAUCCAAGAGCUGGAACGACGCAAACUGCAGAUGACCUGCGAGAUGCAGCUGCUGGCCUUCCAGCAGCGUCAGGAGCCGGAGGACGCUGUUCGAGAGCGGACACUGCGUCACCUGCGACAGCAGCACGCUACUCUUAUAGAGGACAUCACAGACUGUCUGAGGACUCUGCGCUCGGAACUAUAUGACUGACGUGGGAGCGGGGAGAGACUAUGGCUGAGGUCGUUAGAGCAGUGGGGAUGGUCUGAGCUGACCUUUAUAACUGAGAGUUGUGAGAGCAACGGUGAACAGUCUGAGCUGGCAUCUGUAUUACUGAGGACGUGAAUUUGUGAGAGCAGUGGAGGUUAUGUCUGAACAGCUUACAGCUUGGUGGCGACUGGCGAGAGCUUAGUCGAGACAUAUGCUGUGGGUCAUACGGGCAACGAAUAAGACAAGGAGUGCGUUUGAACGGUUGUAGCUACUGGGUUGUGCUCUAAAUGUUUGUCACCGAAUAGGCUGUUCGAUGAA
This is a messenger RNA of Amphibalanus amphitrite, 838 nucleotides long. RefSeq lists its product as uncharacterized. The transcript has 4 exons. Bases 38 to 523 code for a protein of 161 amino acids. Lineage: Eukaryota; Metazoa; Arthropoda; Thecostraca; Balanomorpha; Balanidae. The record is from RefSeq and is a predicted model, not a curated record.